AUGUGUGAUUCACGGUUGUCCCUAGACCUCGAGAAGGCUGAAAGUCCGGGUCUGAGCCCGCUCCAACGAGUCGACUCAUCUCGCACUCUUACCAAUUCAACCUUUCCCACUCCUCAACAAUCACGAGAUCCAAGUGUAGAAAGACAGAAGCGAAGAAGACCGACAAUGGGUGGCCACUUGAAAUCCCCAUCUGUCGUUGUCAAGUCUCAGAGAUACCUUUACCAGGAUCUCGACACCUCCUAUAUGGGCCUUGUGGUCAUUGUAUGCUUCUUCAUCUCAGGAUUGAUUGACAGUGUUGCCUUCAAUUCAUGGAACUGUUUCGUCCAAAUGCAGACGGGCAACACCGUCUUCGCCGCACUCGGACUCGGAGGCCAACCCAAGGCAAGUCAUGACCAACAAUACUACAAGUCUCUCACCUCCAUCGCCGCCUUCUGCCAUGGAACCCUCUUCUUCAGCGCCCUGCACCGCUAUCCCACCGGUCUGUCUGAACAACCAUCUUCUCGCCGCCGGGUCAUCUUCAUUAUUUCCUUCUCCGUCCAAACAGUCUUCAUCAUCAUCGCUGCAUCCCUAGUCACCGUCAACCUUGUCUCCAAUAAACCCUUUGAAUCAGGCACAUUCUCAUCUGGAAGUGCCAAAAACCCCUCCAAGAUGCCCAACUUCCUCGACCUCUGCCCCGUGGCAAUCCUAGCGUUCCAGGCUGCGGGCCAAGUGACACUCUCACGGCUUCUAGCCAUGCUGGACUUGCCGACCAUCGUCCUCAGCACACUGUACCAUGACUUCACUGCAGACUUGUACUCCCUCAGGACAUCAUGGCGAAACAGAACUAGUCUCCAGCAUUUCUUCCUGGGACCUCAGAGGAGACAAGCAACGAGAUUGGCCUCAAUCUUGUCACUGUUCAUCGGUGGCAUCGUUGGUGGAGAAACUUACAAAUCCAAAGCCGGCAUGGCGGGAGCGUUGUGGAUGGCAGCUGGCCUGAAGCUCGCCGUUACCAUGGCUUACGUAUUUUGGCGGCAGGAGAAAAAAGCCAGCGAUGACGGUGACGGCUCAGAUUCCACAACACGCUGA
Exophiala bonariae is the source of this 1065-nucleotide messenger RNA. RefSeq lists its product as uncharacterized. The coding region runs from base 1 to 1065 and encodes 354 amino acids. The transcript has 3 exons. NCBI's taxonomy places the organism in Eukaryota, Fungi, Ascomycota, Eurotiomycetes, Chaetothyriales, Herpotrichiellaceae. The record is from RefSeq and is a predicted model, not a curated record.